Molecule: messenger RNA, 4341 nt
Organism: Siniperca chuatsi (mandarin fish)
Lineage: Eukaryota; Metazoa; Chordata; Actinopteri; Centrarchiformes; Sinipercidae
Gene: xkr7a
Product: XK related 5-like
Exons: 3
Coding region: 336-2189 (617 amino acids)
Biological process (GO): apoptotic process involved in development; engulfment of apoptotic cell; phosphatidylserine exposure on apoptotic cell surface
Cellular component (GO): plasma membrane
Source: RefSeq, a predicted model, not a curated record
UGGGAUUUUGAAUGCAGGACUUUUCCUUGCAGUAUUUUUAGAAUGAUGUGCUGGUACUUUUACUAAAGUAAAGGAUCUGAGCACUUGUUCCACCACUGGCUACAAGCAAGAUGGUUUCUGAUUUACUAAAGGGACGCAUGUCACAAUCCUCCUGGUCCAGCUGUGUAAGUGGAGCUCGUGCUACCUGUGCAGGAAUAUGAACGAUAAUAACCUCCAAACAAUUCAAGCCCCGUUUCAUGCAGAGAAGUCUUCUGUCUAAAGGCAUCGGACCGGACCUGCAGCUUUUAUGUGGUCGCGAUUAAAAUCCUCCUCCUGUAUAUUAUCACCGCUGAUUGAUGAGCAUCGGUGACUCCCCAUCUCUCUGGCCCUCCUCCCAGCCUCCUUUCCCCUCCCUCUCUCUCCCACACGCAUGCAUACAGACCGACAGGCUACGCGACCCCCCUCCCCCCCUUCCAUCAUUUUCCCAUCUCUUACUCACUCUCUUCUCUACAACAAACAUGGCCGCGAAAUCUGAUGGUGCACCCGUCUCUCUACGAAACGAAAUCCCACCCGAGUGUCCUUCCAGGUCGGACCCGCGGCCUCCCCAGCGCCCUCCCGCCGAGCAGCGCUACUCCCUCCCGGACUGCUGCUGGACGCUGUGCGCCCUUUUGGUCUUCUUCUCGGACGGGGCCUCAGACCUGUGGCUGGCCGCGGACUACUACCUAAGGAGGGACUAUUGGUGCUUUGCACUGACUCUGGUCUUUGUGAUAGUCCCGUCCGUGGUCGUGCAAGUGUUGAGCCUCCGAUGGUUCGCUUACGAUUUCUCGGAAACCGUCGAGAGCUGCACGGCUGCGGCCGCCGUGGUGGCGGCGUCGGGAGCGGAGGAGAGCGACUUCAGCACCAAGGACAGCGGCGAGCGGGGCGCUGGCCGCACUGCCGCGGCCGGGGUGCUGCCAGGGCCGGGCACCGGGGGAGGAGCCCGGGGCUGCUGCAGAGUCUUCAUGUGGCUCUUCCAGGUCAUCAUUCACAUAUUUCAGCUGGCACAAGUCUGGAGGUAUGUCCAUGCCCUGUAUUUGGGCGUGCAGAGCCGCUGGCACAGAGACCCCGAGCGCCGUCACUACUACUGGCGCAUGAUGUUUGAGAGCGCUGAUAUCAGCAUGCUGCGUCUGCUCGAGUCCUUCCUGAAGAGCGCCCCUCAGCUGGUGCUGCAACUCAGCAUCAUGAUCCAGGCCAGUCAGGUGCUGCCCCUUCAGGGGCUUUCAGCUUCUGCCUCACUGAUAUCCCUCUCCUGGAUGAUCGCUUCCUAUCAGAAAGUCCUGAGGGACUCCCGAGACGAUAAGCUACCCAUGACCUACAAGGCCGUCAUAGUUCAGAUUCUGUGGCACCUGUUCACCAUCGGGGCCCGCACUCUGGCCUUCGCCCUGUUUGCUUCUGUGUUCCAGCUUUACUUUGGCAUCUUUAUCGUGGCCCACUGGUGCAUCAUGACGUUUUGGAUAAUUCAAGGCGAAACGGACUUCUGCAUGUCCAAAUGGGAGGAGAUCAUCUAUAACAUGAUGGUGGGCAUCAUGUAUGUUUUCUGCUGGUUCAGUGUGAGAGAGGGGCGCACUCGCUGCAGGAUGCUCAUCUACAGCCUGACUGUGUUCAUUGAGAAUGUGGCGCUCACCACUGCCUGGUACCUGUACCGCGGCCCUCGUACCUCAGACUUCUACGCCGUCAUCAUGGUGUGCGUGGUGGCCAGCAGCUACGCUCUGGGCACCUUCUUUAUGUUUGUGUAUUACUGUCUGCUGCACCCUGACGGCCCAGUCUCAGGGUGGGGUUAUAUUGUGGAGAAGGAGGUGCCUGUGGAGUCGCUGGCCUCCCCAGUUUCCAGCCUCCCCCCUGACCUGGUGAGCAGCCCCCCCAGGACCCUUCAGAGAACUAAAGGGUCCGACAGAGAGCAGGGGCCUGGGGUAGAUGGAGACGUGUUUCAGGUACGACCACCUCGGGGAGCUCAGGCUCCAGUGCCCAACCUCACACCCAGGACAGAGGGGCCUGUCAUCCGAAUAGACCUGCCCAGGAAGAAGUACCCCGCCUGGGACGCUCACUUCAUCGACCGUCGGCUGCGUAAAACCAUCCUGGUGCUGGAAAGCGCUGCCCCAGUCACGCCAAGGAUUCAGUACCGCUGUCUGAGCACACCCAAAGAAGUGAUGGAGUAUGAGACCACCGUGUGAUGCGCUGAAGGUGCUGUGACUCAGCUCGCUGCCGUGUGGACACCCUGCCUUAAAAAAAAUGGCAGGUGGAUGACUCUCACUGAGCAGUCUGUUUCAGCUCCACGCCUACUUGAUUGCUCUCUGUACUGUCAGGCAGUGGAGACAAACAGAAAGGGAUGGAGUGUGGUGUCUAUUUUUUACAAAGACAAAGUGCUGUGAUGUUGUCUAAUGAUGGUGCAUAUUUCGGUUUCUGUAUCAUUUCUCAGGUCAGGGUGUGGUACAGGAAGAGGUCGACGUUAGCGGGAAAGCUCGCUGUCCAGUGAACUUGGAGCGAAGCACAGGUAGGCGGAGAAGUGGAGCUUAUCAAUCAGAGGCAGAAAGUCCUCCUCAGUGAAGGUGCUUCAGCACAUCCUCUCAAGGCGGUCGACAACAGAGACGAGCCUUCAACAUGCAUGAUUGGCAGCCAGAACUGAAACAUCACUGAACAAGAUGUAGAAGAGUGAGUAGGAGAGGAGGUGGUAACCUCACAUUGUAAUUUUAAACACAAUCUACAAUAAAAACAACACAGGUACUGAUAAACAUAAUCAUAAUUUUCCAUAGCUACUCACUCAUGUUGAAGGAGUCUCUGAGAAUGCUGCUUCACAUCUGAAGGGCAGUUCAAAAGCAACAUUUGAGUUGAAUGUAAAAACAGUUGAAAAUGUGAUUAUUUACGAAAAGGCUUUGAGCAUUUUCAUGCUGUUAGUGGGAUUUACAACAUUCCUGUGGUACUAUAUUUGUUUUUUGAGGUAAGCCAGAACAUAAAAAAGAGAUUUGUGUGUGUUUACAAGCAAUCUGUUGGUUUUGGGACAUGCCAUCACUGUUAUUCUAAUAAGAUCCACCUUCAUUCAGAUUGUGUAUGUACUGAAUAGCUACGUUAUGAUUUACAUUUACAUUUGCAGGAUGUCUCCUACGGAUAGGACUCUCAACAGUUGUAUUUUCAUACUGCAUCCAUCUUACACUGGAAAGGAAACAGGACAGACAUUCAUUUCCAUGUAAAUUAAACUGUAAAAUGAAGAGGAAGUUAUAGAGGGACAGCACUGUCUGUAAUUGUACUGUAUCAAUACUUUGUUGUCUGAAAAAUGUAAAAAAAAAAAAAAAAAAUUAGCUACAGACUCCAGACCACUAACAGAAUAGCUUUGAUAUUACUGAUGGUACAGGCAUGUGGUACUUUUGGUAACACUUUAUUUUACAGGUCCGUUAUUUCCUCAUAAUUUGCUCAAAACUUUCCUAGAAAGAAAUAUUUAAUUUGGUACAAAUUUUAGGGAAAAUAGAGACAAAGUUCGACACUGUUGUGUUCAAAGCAGUUGUUGAUUUCCAGAGGAAUUUCCUUGAAAUAACUGCUCUAUUUAUUCAUCAUCCACUAAUUAUUGGAAAUGUUAUUCUUCUUAUGUGUGACUGAAAGAGUCGAGGUUACCCUAUCUUAGCAUUUAAUUGGAAUUAAUUAUUUGGCAUUUGACCAAUUAAACAUUGUCUGUAUUUUAACUAUAAUUAGUGCUAAAUUACAAAGUUCUUUCCAGGAACCUUCUAAGGAAAUUAUAAAGACUUUAUGGACCUGUAAAAUAAAGCGUUACCAUACUUUCUUUUAUCAGGGUUGUUUUUCUGUAGAAUAGUCACAAGAGGGAAAUUUCGGAACCGUGUGUGUGUGUGUUUGCGUGUAUUUGUGUGUGAGCUCACAUACCAGCAUGUACAUGGGUGUAUGUGAUGGAGGAAAAGUCCUGACAUGUGCAUUUAAGUUAAUUUGAAAUUGUGUCACUGAGAUAUGACAGUUUUGUUGUAAACACUGUCCAGUCAGCUCAGUUUUCCCAGAUGACAUUGAAAUACAUAAAUAGCCCACAGAGCAUCUUUACCACCCUUGUUGCAGUAACAAAGCCAGAGAGGCUUCAGUUAUGGUGCUAAGUGUUUAAAUCCAUCACGUAACAACCACACAGUGUACCAUAAAAUGGGCUUGUUGUGACAGGAGUUGGGCAGGGCUGUACCUCAAACACAAACACAAAGCUAGAGUUAAAAAGCCUUAAACUGGUCUUGCCAGACCGUUGCUGUUCAGAGCAAGAUUAAAAAAAUAAGAUUAACAAGAAGGUGAAGACAAUUUCAUUAUGUUGUUGUUGCUAAAAUAAAGAGCAAUGUGUUUACCUGA